AUGGCAGUCCGUCCUCCUCCGUCAAAAGAUAAUACUCAAGAAGCCGGUAGCAACCAGAGUGGUAACCUGAGUGGUAACCCGAGUGGUAACCAGGUGGACGCGGCGGAGGACCCGGUAUUGGCGCCGCAGCGAGCGGUGAAGCCCGAGGGGAUCAAGUGGCCGCUGCUCGCCGUCACGCCCACCCACGCGCGCGCCAUGCAGGUGGUCUACGUCAUCCGUCUGGCCGCCUAUCUGCGAUCGCUGGGACCCCUGGUGCUCUGGAUAGUCAUUGAGGCUCCUCUUAAGACAGAGGAGACGGCGGAGCUGCUGAAGCAGCAUGCGGGGGCGUGUCUGCCAGCUGGCGACGCCAGCUGUCGGCGAAUCAACUACGUCCACCUGGAGACCCGCCGGGUGGAGACGUCCAAGUGGAACAAGGCAGUGCUGCAGCGCAACGCUGCGCUCGACUUCAUUCAGGAGAGGCGCAUUCAGGGCGUCGUUUACUUUAUGGAUGAUGACAACGCAUACCUCCCUCAGCUAUUCCUCGAGUUCCAGAGCAUCCAGAACGUGGGUGUUUUCCCCGUCGGCUUCCUCUACCCGGACGAAUACUCGAGGCGGAACCGGCAUAUACACCACACGCCGACGGUAGAGAGGCCGCUUGUAAAGAGGACGGAGAGCGGGGGCCUGCAGGUGUACGGGUGGGAGACGUUUGAAUGGUUUAUCUCACAGGCCAAGCGGAAGUUCAACGUUGACAUGGGGGGAUUCGCGUUUCGCUCUGAGCUGCUCUGGCAGAACCGUACGGACCUGCCGGGCUACCCGCACCACCCGCUCCGCUUCGAAGCCAGCUGGCAAGGGUCAGUCGCCCCCAUGAGUAGUACAUGCUUGUUGCCCCCUCCCUGCCCCCUGCCCUGCCCUUUCCCUGCCCCCUCCCUGCCCCCUGCAUUGCCCCCUGCCUUGCCUCCUCCCUGCCCCCUGCCCUGCCACCUUCGUCCCCCCUCCGCAUCCCCUUCCUGCUGGCAUGAAUAG
Molecule: messenger RNA, 1002 nt
Organism: Closterium sp. Naga37s-1
Lineage: Eukaryota; Viridiplantae; Streptophyta; Zygnematophyceae; Desmidiales; Closteriaceae
Source: the annotation of a GenBank genome assembly